UCUGGGAACGACAAAUUUACCCGGAAAUGAUGAAAAGUUUGGAAGCUGUGACCUUGGCGAGCGUCGAUCAUAUUGAAAUGAAGCCCGGGAGGUUCGAGUUGUUCGGUUGUGACUAUUUAAUUACGGAAAAUUAUCAAAUGUACUUGUUGGAAAUUAAUCGGGGACCUGCGAUGUGUUAUUAUACGCCAAUUAGCAAAUAUGUCUGCGGUACCGUGAUGGAAGAUAUCCUAAAAGUUGUUCUCGACUUGCCCAAAGAUCCAAACGCCAGCACGGGAGGUUGGGACAAAAUUUUCGAGAUGCCGCUGCUUAAAAAGCCACAAAAAUCGUAAAAUUCUAAUUUUUCAAGAAAUAAACA
Molecule: messenger RNA, 355 nt
Organism: Culicoides brevitarsis
Lineage: Eukaryota; Metazoa; Arthropoda; Insecta; Diptera; Ceratopogonidae
Product: tubulin glycylase 3B-like
Exons: 2
Coding region: 27-329 (100 amino acids)
Biological process (GO): cilium movement; cilium assembly; protein polyglycylation
Cellular component (GO): axoneme; microtubule cytoskeleton
Molecular function (GO): protein-glycine ligase activity, initiating
Source: RefSeq, a predicted model, not a curated record